This is a messenger RNA of Amphibalanus amphitrite, 1158 nucleotides long. Its product is annotated as lysophosphatidylcholine acyltransferase 2B-like. Gene Ontology annotation, molecular function: calcium ion binding. Bases 1 to 1158 code for a protein of 385 amino acids. NCBI's taxonomy places the organism in Eukaryota, Metazoa, Arthropoda, Thecostraca, Balanomorpha, Balanidae. The transcript is spliced from 2 exons. The record is from RefSeq and is a predicted model, not a curated record.
AUGCGCGGCCUGCACGCGCUGAACGCCCGCGCAGCCUUCUACCUGAGCGGCUUUGUGGUGCGCGUCCGCGGCACCCUGUCCCCCGAGGCGCCCGUGCUGGUGGCGGCGCCGCACUCCUCCUUCGUGGACGCGAUCGUGCUCUUCUGCUCCGGUCUGCCGUCCGUCAUCUGCCGCAGCGAGACCAUCGAGCUACCAUUCCUGGGCACGAUGACCGACUACACGCAGCCUGUGUAUGUGCGCCGGGAGGACCCCAACUCCCGACAGAACACCAUCAGGGAGAUACAGCGGCGCGCGCGCAGCCGCGGACAGUGGCCGCAGAUGCUGCUCUUCCCCGAGGGCACCUGCACGAAUCGCUCUUGUCUGGUUCAGUUCAAACCGGGCGCCUUCUAUCCAGGCGUGCCCGUUCAGCCGGUUUUGGUUCGCUAUCCGAACCGUUGCGAUACGGUGACGUGGACGUGGGAAGGACCGAGUGCGUGGGUAGUGCUCUGGCUGACGCUGACUCAGAUCGUCACCUUCUGCGAGAUUGAGUACCUGCCCGUGUACGUGCCGAGCGAAGAGGAGAAGGAGAACCCGCGCCUGUUCGCGAGUAACGUUCGUGCGAGGAUGGCAGAGGCGCUGGGCGUUCCGGUGGUCGACUACACGUUCGAUGACUGUCGCCUGAUGAGCAGAGCCUGCUCCUGGGGCCUGCCCUGCGAGACGGGACUUGUGGAGGCGACCAAAGUGAUGCACGGGCUCGGCAUCAACAUAGAAACCGCGGAAGCCGAGAUGGACCGCUUCGCCAGCAUCGCGCGGAAGGAGGACGGCCUGAUGAGGAUGAGCGACUUCGCCGCCCACCUGGCCAUCCCCACCUCCGUGCCGCAGCUGGUUGAGCUCUUCAACCUCUACGACAGCAACGGCGACGGCGUGGUCGACUUCCGCGAGUACCUGGUGGCCGUCACCCGCCUGGUCCGGCCGAUCAACACCGAGGAGACCAUCAGUCUCGCCUUCCGCAGGAUGGACGUCGGCGAGAAGGGUCACGUGACGCGCCGUGACGUCACCAGGGCAAUGGACAUCGUGUUUGACAUGACCGAACAGGAGGGGAGCAAGCUCUUCGACCAGGUGCUCAGCCGAAUGUAUAGCUUCCACCACUUCUCGCUGGACGGUCGCUGGCACGACUAG